Lactuca saligna is the source of this 2154-nucleotide messenger RNA. The record is from the annotation of a GenBank genome assembly. NCBI's taxonomy places the organism in Eukaryota, Viridiplantae, Streptophyta, Magnoliopsida, Asterales, Asteraceae.
AUGUUGGCUACAUUGUUGUGGGUAGUAGAAGAUGAUGAUGUUGAACGAAAGCAAGCAAAGUGUAAGUAUUACUUUGCUACACUUAAAGCCGAUCAAUCGAGACAGGCAUUUGAUUUUGCAAGAGAUGUCCACAUGUUGGCUACAUUGUUGUGGGUAGUAGAAGAUGAUGAUGUUGAACGAAAGCAAGCAAAGUCCAUGUUGUAUACGAAGAGGCGAUCAUUUUGCUAUGUACUCCAUCUUUUCAUUCAGAAAACCCAGAAAAAAUUUCAACAUUCCGAUAAGAAAACCCUAAUCGUGAUAUCUUCUCCUCUGAAACGCAAUGGUGUUGUGGCGUAUACGUGCAAAUAUGGAGGAAAUCGAUGUUGGACGUCGUUACUGUUAUACCAUGGUGGAGAGUUCACCAAAUUUCCUGGAAGAAAGUACAUCAAAGGAAAACAAACGUAUAUAGACUUACUCGACAUGGAUACUUUCUCAGUGCAUGACAUUGAUGAAAUGAUGGAACAGUUAGGCUAUGUUGAUGAAGGUAUACCUUUGUACUAUCACUUUAAACAACCUUUUUCAGAUUUAGAUUUCGAGUUAUUUGCUUUGGGUAGUGAUCACGAUGUGAGACAUCUGGGUACCUUCAUUUCCAAGCAUAAGUUGAUUGAAGUCUAUAUUGAACAUGGAAAAACCCAAUUACAUACGCUUUUCUUAGAUUGGUAUGAUACUGGGGAGACACAUGUUGUUGGGGAUGCUUCUAAAGAGGCUAAUGUAAUGGACCUCACUGGAGAUGACAAUAUGGACAUAACUGAUAAUGGGGAUAAUAACAAGGAAGGAAAUCCAUGCGUUGAAGUUGAAAUUGGGGACAAAUUUGAGCACACAAAUGAAGUUGAAUUUAGGGAUGGUAACAAGGAUGGAGAAGAUCCAUGGGUUGAAGUUGAAAGUGGGGACAUGUUUGAGGACAUAAACGAAGAAGAAUUUGGAAGUGGGGACAACUUUGACGAUGAUAGUGGUUAUAAAUCCAGUGACUCCGAUGAUAUAGAAUUUUAUGUUGACAAUGACAACAUCUUAGAUGAUGUAGAAGUUGACAUGAAUGAUUUCAAUAAUAACAUUGAUAUGGAUGCAGAGUGGGUUGGAGGUAUGAAUGACAAUGUGGUACAAGAAGAGAAUGAAGUUGGAGAGCUUAAUGAAGUACUACAUAACAAUGUACUUUUGUCAGGCUCAUCUUCGGAUGAAGGUCCAGUUGGUCAACGAAAGAAGACCAUCAAAUCUAUCCAACGAGCUUAUGAGAAUGAUAAAGCAAAUGUUGCUGAACCAUUUUAUAUCCUUCAAACCUUUAAUACAGCCCAAGAGUUUAAAGAAAGAGUUAAAGUCCAUGCUAUUGAGACAAGAAGGGAACUUGGUUUUGAAAAAAAUGACAAGAAUAUGGUAAGAGUUGUGUGUAGGGGGACAAUACCAAAACUGGGAAACUUAGACAAAAGUGGGGAAGGUCAACAAGAAGUCAACAAUGAAGAUGAAGAGAAGUGCCCGUGGAGCCUCUACGCUAGUAAAUGGAAACGUGAUAUAAACUGGAUGGUCAAAUCUUACAACAAAGAACAUCGUUGUCUCCAAACUCGGAAUGUUAAAGCUUGUACUUAUAAGUUUCUCGCCAAAAAGAUUAAAACUCAGGUGGAAUCUAAGCCAACUAUUCCAAUUCGUGCUUUACAAGAACAACUGCAACGUGAUUACCAAGUGGGACUUUCCAAGAUGAAAGUGUUUAGGGCUAGAACUGAAGCUCUCAAUCAGGGAUUUGCUGCUGGAAGAAGAGACUUUCUUGGUCUCGAUGGUGCUUUUAUGAAGGGUCCAUACCCAAGACAAAUACUUUCAGCUGUGGGAAUUGAUGGUAAUAAUGGAACAUAUCCACUGGCUUAUGCUGUUGUGGAAUCUGAGAGUACCAACUCAUGGACUUGGUUUCUAACUUGUCUAGGGGAUGAUUUGGGUUUAGGAACCAACUCAAAUUUUACGUUUAUGACAGACAAACAAAAGGGAGUGUUACCUGCUAUAGCAAAGUUGUUUCCAUGCGCUGAGCAUCAUUAUUGUCUUCGUCAUAUCCAUGAAAACAUGAAAGCUAAUUGGAGGGCAAAGCAAUUCAAAGACUUGCUAUGGGAUUGUGCAAAAGCAUCUACUGUUCAAUAG